GUUUCUAUGAAAUCCGUAACGUAAUACGAAAUACGAUUCUACGUUUACGUCAAAAUCUGGAUAUAUUAUUAUUGACCUUGUUCGCGGAACAUACAGACUGGUUUGUGUUGUGUUGAAAAAAAGUAGUUAUAUUAUUAGUUAUUUCUGUGAGAUCAGACAGGACAUCCCAGCGGGAACAAAACACAAGGUUGAACAUGGAUUGGAAGACGGUGCUCUGCACUUUUGCAUUAGUUUACUAUGCUGAUGGGUUCUCAAAGUAUGGAAGAACCUGCAAGGAUAUCGGAUGUCUCAACAGUGAGGUGUGCGUGCUUGCCGAGGACCCGUGUACCUUCGGUCACUCCACCAACUGCGGCACAUACCCGACUUGCAAGAAGAAGUCUCAAGUAGAAGGAUCGCACGUGGAACCAGCUAAGCCACCUGCACCUAAGCCACCUACAAGAGAUUUCGACAGUCCUCCAAACUACAACCCACCUGCCCCUCCCUCUAGUGAUACGUCCAGCGGUGGCCAUUCACCUUACGGAGGCAGUUCCCCCUAUGGAGGAAACUCACAUAGCGGUGGUAACUCACCCUACGGUGGCAAUUCGCCCUACGGUGGAAGCUCACCUUACGGAGGAAGCUCAUCUAAUGGCGGAAACUCUCCUUACGGCGGAAGCUCACCCUACGGCGGGAACUCACCCUAUGGUGGCAAUUCACCAUAUGGAGGCAGUUCUUCCUACGGCGGAGGAACCAAUAAUCGCGGAGGAUCACCUUAUGGCGGCAGUUCGCCCUAUGGAGGAAGCUCGCCUUACGGCGGCUCUUCUAGCGGUGGCAGCAACCCAUAUGGGGGUAACUCUCCCUAUGGGGGCUCGCACUCUAGCUCUGGCGGCUUCGGCAGCUUCGGCAGUGGUGGAAGCGGCAGCCCCAUCGACAGUAUUUUGAACACUUUGAACAAAUAUGCAAACAGCGGAGGCGGCAGCGCAGGAGGCAGUACCGGCGGCGGUCUGUCCAAUGUCUUUGGAAACCUUCUCGGUAAUUUAUCCAAGAACGGAGGCUUAAGCAACUUUUUCAACACUAGACCGAUCAUGGAAAAUCCAAAUUACUCCUCAUACAGUUCGAAUUCGAGGAGUUCUAACCCCCAAUCUUACCCAUCAGGAUCUCAGCCCGCGUAUCAGCCACCAACUCAGAACAAGAAUUACGGACAAAGUUAUGCGCACCAUAACGCAGCGACCACGCGCAAGCCCGUCCACUAUGGAUGGAACGUUAGUGUGACAGUGGUCUUGACGUACCUGAUACAGCAAUAUAUCCAGAGUAUGAUUCGUAAUUAAUUAUAUGUUUUGUUUAACUUUUAAGUUAUAAAAUUUUAAUAUUUUAAGCGGUUCAGUGUUGUUAAACAUAUAUUUUAAAUAAGCUUUUAAAUAAAAAUAUAUUCAUGUUGUUGAGUGCUACGGAUAUGCGUCAAUUAUAUAAAAGAAGACAUGUUAAAUAAAUCAAUCGUUAUAAGUCGCUUUGGCGUUCAACGGGUAAAGCAUUUGUGAUAAACAUUUAUCUAUGAAAGCAGUAAGAUUUAAACAAAAACAUUUAUUUUAAACACACUAGAAAUGUAUUUAAAACUUUUAUGUAUGUUUACAAUAAAACACAUUUUCCAAUGUUGUAUAUUUAUAUUGAAUAAAAAAUAUAACCUUUAUGUAUAAGUCCAAGUUCAUAAUAUUCGACACAAAUUCGUCUUCGAGUAUUCAAAAUGUAUUAGAAAUUAAACCUAUUAAAAUUAAAUCUAUGGAAUGUAUAGAGUAAUUAAAUUCAGUUGUAAACCUAAAACCCCCAUGAUUCCCAAUAAAUAUUACUUACAGUAUAAUUUUGAAAAAUAAUUUAACUAUGUAUUACUAAAAUUAAAUAAAAAUAGAUAUUAUUACUAUUAAGUUGGAAUGCACAAGAACCGUCCACAACAGGGAAUUGACUUAAGUAUAUUCUGGAAAGUUCCAUGGACACCUAUUCCAGAAAAUCUAUCUUCAAGAACUUCGUCGGACCGCAAAGCGAGCGACGACUAAAAUGUACUAACACUUACUAAGUUACCAUAAUAAGUAUAUUGGUAUAAUAAUUUCUACCAGGCACCAAGUGCUAUAAAAUAUUGUGAAAAUAUAUUCUAAUUUCCCACCAAUAAUCUCAAAUGAAUAUACUUUUAGAAAACGUAUGUUGUACGGUACAAUAUGAAAGUCGUUCACGACGUUGUUAAAAAAAAAAAUAGGAAUCGGACAUAUUUUGUUUAACAGUGCUUUCGCAAACAAAAAUGUGUAUCUGAGCUUGUUAUGCCGAAGUAAAAUAACCCGUGUUCAGAGGAACAGCGAGAUACUAAUUUUAGACAUAUAUUUGUCCGAUAAAAAUACUAUGAUACACACUGGUAUGAUUACAAAAACUGUGCCCUAGUAAAGACCUCUCUAUCUUGACAAUGUACAAAGUACAAAGUCAUCAUUAUUUUACAGCAAUUACGUGCAUUGCAUUAAUUAGGAAUUAAUCACGAUGCAAUAGUAAAUAGGUUAUUCGUAUUUUGCACCGUAAGUAUAAUUGGGUACUUUCAUAAAUCAAAAAUAAAAUAUUUCGACUGUUCAAUACAAUAAUAUAUUAAAAA
Messenger RNA from Spodoptera litura, 2602 nucleotides. RefSeq names its product Membrane-bound Notch regulator (gene Mnr). NCBI's taxonomy places the organism in Eukaryota, Metazoa, Arthropoda, Insecta, Lepidoptera, Noctuidae. The record is from RefSeq and is a predicted model, not a curated record.